Fragaria vesca subsp. vesca is the source of this 1286-nucleotide messenger RNA. RefSeq names its product thaumatin-like protein 1-like. Gene Ontology annotation, cellular component: extracellular region. The transcript is spliced from 3 exons. NCBI's taxonomy places the organism in Eukaryota, Viridiplantae, Streptophyta, Magnoliopsida, Rosales, Rosaceae. Gene Ontology annotation, biological process: defense response. The record is from RefSeq and is a predicted model, not a curated record. The coding region runs from base 68 to 1000 and encodes 310 amino acids.
GCUUAGCUCUCUUCUUCCUCUCCCUCCCAUUCCCUUUCUUGUUCAGAACCAGAAAAACCCAGACACAAUGUUCAUGGCAACUCCGUUUUCCUAUUACCUCAGCCUUGUCUUUCUCAUCAUCACCAAAGGGGUAUCAGGAGCUACAUUCACCUUCGUAAACAAAUGUGAGUUCACCGUUUGGCCAGGAAUUCUAGCCAGCGCCGGUAGUCCCAACCUGGACAGCACCGGCUUUGAGCUUGCCAAGGGCGCCUCCCGCACCUUCCAAGCUCCAGCUGGUUGGUCGGGCCGUUUCUGGGCCCGAACCCGCUGCAGCUUUGAUGCAUCCGGCCUUGGCUCGUGUGCCACGGCCGAUUGCGGCUCAGGCCAACUAGAGUGUAACGGAGCAGGAGCGGCCCCACCCGCAACCCUAGCCGAGUUCACGCUCGGCUCGGGGUCGGGUGGAACGCAGGACUUUUAUGACGUUAGCCUGGUUGAUGGUUAUAACUUGCCAAUGAUCGUGGAAGGGAGUGGGGGAUCAGGUACGUGCGCCACCACCGGAUGUGCGACGGACCUCAACCGGAGUUGUCCGAAUGAGCUCAAGGUGGAGGAUGGCGACGCGUGUAAGAGCGCAUGCGACGCUUUUGGGACGCCGGAGUAUUGUUGUAACGGCGCGUAUGGUUCACCUGACACAUGCAAGCCGUCCAUAUACUCGCAGCUGUUUAAGUCGGCUUGUCCAAAGUCGUAUAGCUACGCUUAUGAUGAUGCCUCCAGUACGUUUACAUGUACGGGAGCUGAUUAUACGAUCACAUUUUGUGCAUCACUUCUUCCUAGUGUAAAAUCCGCAACAAAUGCUUCUCCGCAAGUACCUGAUGUGUCCGGGACAAGUUCGGAACCGGAAGGCGGCACUUCACUGCUAGCAGGUUUGGCAACCGGAGACUCAACUAAAACCCGUUCUUCAAUUGCUUUCCACACUAUUUUGAUUGUGGUCGUCUCCUUUGCUCUCUCAUUUUUCCGAUUGUAGUAGAGUAGUAGCCACUCAUGUACCAAUUGAUCCACUGAGUGGGAUAGUUGAGAGCUAGAGAAAGCGAAGCACCAACACCAGCAGCAACAGUUCAACAUCAUGCUGGUGAUUUGGGUAUUACCUAGUGGCUCUAGUAUUACUCAUGAGGAAAGUAGACAGAAUCUAGGAUUGGAAUUUUGUACACCACCCAUUUCUACAUCCUACAUACUUAAUUUGUUGUCACGUACAUACCUAUAUAUUUAUGUAUAAAAGCAUUUGUUCAGAAAUAAAAACUUGUUUUUCUUCC